UAAAAUCAACAAAAUUACUGUCGCUUUUGAUUCACACUUUUCAGUUUUCCCUCUCAACAACCAACUUCACAAACCCAACUACUUUUUCCUUCCACGCAACUGCAUGUUUUUCCCCUUCCUUUCACACCAAAAACCCUCCCAUUUUCAGUUACAUUUUAGAAAAAUUAACCCUGUAACUGCCCUUUCCCCCACUUUAACCUCCUCUUCUUCGUUAUCAUCGCAAAAAGAUUGGAUCUUUUUCUAAUGGGGGGCCAAGAAAAGAAGAUCGAUCAAAGAACAAGGAAAGAGAUUAUUACGGCUUUCACAGUUUCUUCUCAUCACAAGUAUGCAGGGAUUGACCUUAUGCAGAACUGUGAUCUUCCCCCACCUUCCAAGGUUUUUGUUGGACCGGAUGAGACCAUUGUGUUUCCGAUGAAUCGGGCCUGUGAUGCUGUGGGUAAAGAAGGAGAGGAAGAACAACGGGAUGGGAGACAUUAUGGUACUUAUGGUGGUGAAAACGGUGGUGGCGAUGAUAGAGAUAAAAUUGAACUUCUGAAGGCCCUGCGAGCUUCGCAGACUCGUGCCAGGGAAGCGGAGAAGAAGGCUGCAGUUCUGAGGAAAGAAAGGGAUGGUCUUUCAGUGGCUCUGGUGGAGGAGGCUAUGCAGUUGUUCGCGUAUCGGCAGCAUGUGAGAUUGCUUGAGCUUCAAGUUUUGCACUUGCGAUCGCUGUGGCCGGAGAAGAAACAUGUAAAUUGUUGCGCUGACACAAUAGGAUCAUCAUCGAUGGAAGAUGGCUCUGCCUCUGAUGGAGAAAGGUCAAAUGUAAAAUUUGUUCUGGCUUUGGCUCUUACUUUGGGGAUUGGAGUGACCACUGUUCUUGCUUGCAAAUACUUCUUGUAAACUCGCCAACUUCUAUUGAAGUUGUUUCUAUAUAAUGAUUGCACAUGCAACUAGUGAACAAAUAUUUUUGACUCACGAAUCAAUAAUGUUCUAAACAACGGUUAAGCAUUCCCUAUUGAGUAAAUGCUCUGACUUUUGUAAACGACCAAUUACGUCCCUUAAAUUGAAAAAUGUGAAUUCACGUUCAUUCCUAAAUAAAUUGCCGUCUUAACAGUGUUGAUGUGUGUUGUACAUUUGGAAAAGGAAGGUUGGUAGAUUAUUCACUGUGACUAGGGAUACCAGUCACGAAGCAACUCGUGGGAGGAACUAAAAUCACUCUCUUCCUCAAGGAGGAUCAGGUGGGUACUUCUGUUGGAACUACAGGAGUUGAUCAUGCGUUAGAGAGCAUCCACAAUAUCAGGGAGGCAUUUCCAGAGCUCUGGGAAGCCAACGAAAAGCAUGAAAUUGUCAAGUAUAAUGUUGCAAUUGCGGCAUCAGUGAUAGCUCAGUUCAAAAUACAAGUUUACUCUCUAGUGCCUUGUUUUGUGUAAGCGCUUAUCUGAUCAAUGUAAUUGUCAAGUUAUUUGAAUUUUUUAUACAAAUGAAUAUUUUGACCAGUAAAGACGAAGAACAGAAGAGAAGAGAUGAUGAAAAUUGGGAUGGGAGGUUAAGGUUUUAUUAUUCAAGAUGGAUUGAUUUGGGCAUUAGAAAACAAAUCUGGACACCAAUUUGAACCAUGCUCAACCUUUGUCUACGUUAGCAUACUGUUA
Messenger RNA from Arachis duranensis, 1628 nucleotides. RefSeq lists its product as uncharacterized. The record is from RefSeq and is a predicted model, not a curated record. Bases 244 to 879 code for a protein of 211 amino acids. NCBI's taxonomy places the organism in Eukaryota, Viridiplantae, Streptophyta, Magnoliopsida, Fabales, Fabaceae. The transcript is spliced from 2 exons.